GUGACAGACGUCAAAUGAGUCCUAUUUAUUUAUAAAUAGGUCAGAUACUUUUUUCAGAAAAUUUAAAACAUGGCACUUACUGAAACUGAGAAGAAGCCAGAUAAGAGAGAAAAGCCUUUAACUAAAAUAAUAAUUCGUCGAUUACCACCAACGAUCGAUCAAGAUACUUUUCUAAAACAAGUUUCUCCUAUUCCAGAUUACAAUUAUAUUUACAUAGUAAAUGGAGAUUUCAGUUUAGGUGAAAAUGCGUUUUCAAGGGUUUACAUAAAUUUUGUAAAUCACGAAGAUGUCUACAAUUUUAAAGAAAGAUUCGAUGGCUAUGUUUUCCUGGACGCUAAAGGUAAUGAAUAUUCUUGUGUUGUUGAAUUUGCUGCAUUCCAGAAAAUCCCUAAAAAACGUGGAAAAGCAAGAAUGGACCCAAAAGCUGGAAGUAUAGAAUCAGACCCCUAUUAUCUAGAUUUUGUAGAGAAUUUGAAGAAACCACAAGAAUUGGAUGAAAAACCUGAAUAUACACUUCAAUUAAAUUCCACUGAAAAUAAAAACGAUAUCACAACACCACUAUUAGAAUUUAUAAAAAAUAAAAGAGCUCAACGAAUGAGGAUUAGGGAAGUGAGAAGAGAAGAGAGGAAACGAAGAGAAUUUGAUAAAAGAAGAGAACAUUAUGAUGAUAGAGAUUCCAGGAAAAAAGUAUUGGAUGAAAAAUCUCCGACAAAAAAGCCAUUUCACAAGCAAGAUACUGUAAAGAAUGAUAAGCCGGAAUCUGAGACAACGCUAGAGGAAAAACCAGAAAAAGAAGAAAAACAUUAUGAGAAAUCCUACUACAAAAACAAGGACAGAAGGUUUGAUGAUAGGAGAUUUGAAGACAAAAGAAAAGAACUGAAACCAAGGUUUCCUAGGAAAGAGUAUUCUGAUUACAAAAGUGAAGAACGGAAAGAAAGGAAAUUUGACUACCCAAAGAAAGAAUUUGAGGCAAAAACUUUUCCUAAAAAGGUGAAAAAAUAUAGUGAGAAAAGGGAAGAACGUAAACUUGAAGCUCAAAAGGCAGAACAAAAAAAAGUAGAUGAGGCAAAAGUAGAAGAGAAAAAAUGUGAUGAAAAUAGUAGCAAAUCUAUUGAAAAUACUACACCUAAAACCACUGAAAAACCAACUAAAUCCAAUGAUAAAGAUAAAAAAGACAAUGAAAAAUUAAAAUCCACUGAUGCAACUUUCCCAAAAGAUGCUGAAGGAGAUGGUAGAAAGAAAGAUGAAGUUACGCACAAUGAACAGAAAAGUGAUUUACACAAUCAGAGAAGAAUUAGAAAUAAAGACAGACCUUCUUUAGCUAUUUAUAGACCUGGUAUGCUUUCGAAAAGAAAACAAAACGAGACUGAUAGUAGUGAAAAUAAGGAAAAAGUUGAAGACAAAUAAUUUAGAUCAAUAUUUUUUCUAUUACUGUUUAGAAGAAAAAUAUACUUGAUUAAUUUUCUUGAAAUAAAUUUUUGAUUACUAAA
Diorhabda carinulata is the source of this 1490-nucleotide messenger RNA. It is a transcript of the gene Upf3, whose product is annotated as regulator of nonsense transcripts 3B. The record is from RefSeq and is a predicted model, not a curated record. Gene Ontology annotation, biological process: positive regulation of translation; nuclear-transcribed mRNA catabolic process, nonsense-mediated decay. Gene Ontology annotation, cellular component: nucleolus; cytoplasm. Lineage: Eukaryota; Metazoa; Arthropoda; Insecta; Coleoptera; Chrysomelidae. The transcript is spliced from 2 exons. Gene Ontology annotation, molecular function: mRNA binding. Bases 70 to 1407 code for a protein of 445 amino acids.